CUCAGUCUGUCACUGACGUUGGACCAAAAUAAACUCAAUCUGACGGCCUCCCAAUCCCAAUUGGAAUUUAUACUAGGAAUCACUUACUUGUUAUGAGGAUUGCGCGCAGUUAUGUCUGGAACAUCGACCUCUGAACGCUCCAACUCCGAAGACAGUCCAUCGAAUCCCGGCCUGACGGAGGUGCUCAGGAACUGUGCGAACAUCCAGUCGCUGGAGAGCUUGAACUUCGAAUACAACGACGUUUUCCUAACCGGACCCAGCGAGGGCAAGAUGAUCUCGCCGAACCCGUACUCCUUCAGCGGCAACAUUUCCACCAGCAGCUGUCCCAGCGAGGAUGUGUCCUUCACGGAGAGCAUUCUGGAGGACAACGGUCGCAUAUCGCUGGCUUACGAGAACCUGAAGUCCAUUCCAAGGCGACUGGCGGACAAAUUUGCAUCACAGACCAAGUUUUUCGAUUUAAGUCACAAUGAUUUCCGAAAUCUCAGGUUUCUCUCGUUUUUCGAGGACCUGGACACCCUGAUACUGGAUCGUAAUGUUAACCUGGACAUAAAUACUUUCCCUUACUUGCCAAGUUUAAGGAUCUUGUGGAUCAACAACUGCAAUAUCACUAACAUAACAGACUGGAUUCAUCGCAUAGAGAGGCAUUGUCCUGCAUUGGAGCAGCUCUCCUGCAUGGGUAAUCCUGGCAUCCGCACAGUUUUCGGGAUCCAAGGACCCCGCGAAUAUAUCCUGCAGGUGCUGCCGCAGCUGAAAUACCUCGAUGGACUGCCAGUCUGCCCGACCAGCGGGAAUGGAGGUCACACGGCACUCUCCUCCUCGCAAGGACAUGGCCAGGACUCCACCAGCAACUCGGAGAAGCCACUCCACCAACCUGCACUCACCUUUAAGGACUUCUUCAGGCCGAAACAUUCGAGGAAGUCGCACAGCGGGCGAACCUACGGCAACGGCUCCUCGACAAAUUGAAGUGGUCCACCGAUAGGAAGGGCGGGGCAUUCCACUGAUUGCAUUCUGUCCCAUUGUUGGACUAUUUUUAACCGUCCGCUGGAUUAUCAGCGCUGCCCUCGAAUGCCCUGCAGUCGUCGAUUGCACCUACAGCGCGAUGCAAGUAAAUAUGCAUAUGAUAAUUGCCAUGUACGUAUAUAAAUAUGCAAUCGUAUGGCGAUGGACACGCACGAGCCUAGUGAGAAUUAAUCUAGUGCAUUAAGGCAAUUUCUACAAUAAUGCGAGUCAAUGGACUCUAUAGUCAAGUAAACAGUACGUAUAUAAUGAGCCUCAUCUUCAGAAUAAAUGUUCUUAAUUUUAACAGCUUUAUGAAUGUCGUUCGGUGUCCGAUUAAUUUUACAAAUGUUAGUUCAUGGAAAUUAGUAAGAGCUUUUGUUUUCGAAAUUAAGGUCAGUCAAGACAAAAUAAAGAACUUAAAAUACUGGA
Messenger RNA from Drosophila ficusphila, 1428 nucleotides. RefSeq lists its product as uncharacterized. The record is from RefSeq and is a predicted model, not a curated record. The transcript has 3 exons. The coding region runs from base 112 to 963 and encodes 283 amino acids. NCBI's taxonomy places the organism in Eukaryota, Metazoa, Arthropoda, Insecta, Diptera, Drosophilidae.